Molecule: messenger RNA, 2611 nt
Organism: Oenanthe melanoleuca
Lineage: Eukaryota; Metazoa; Chordata; Aves; Passeriformes; Muscicapidae
Gene: CYB5R5
Product: NADH-cytochrome b5 reductase-like
Exons: 7
Coding region: 555-1481 (308 amino acids)
Molecular function (GO): oxidoreductase activity
Source: RefSeq, a predicted model, not a curated record
GACAAUGCAACUGCUGGAAGCGCUAAAUGUUCGCUUCCUUCGCUUCGUCACCCGUGGCUUCAUAAUUUCCUGUGGGCCGCUUUGUGUCCAGGGGAUGCGGACACAAGUGCGCUGUGAGCAGCCUUAACUCGGCCGUGUGUAAAAUCAGCGGGGUCUGCAGCAUGACCUGAGCAGUGUCCAAUGGGUACAACUCGUUGGGAAGCAACGGCAGCGAGGGAUGAAAUCCUGUGCUGCUCGGCCUCCCCUACCUGUGCGUUUAAAGCAUUAUAUUCGAAGCCCAUAACCAGUGUUGUUUGCCCGAGACUUUGCCCUCUUUGCCUCGAGUGUCUCGGCUCUGAACGCUGCUUUCAGCUUGCUGCCCUUCCCUGUUCCAGACCCGCACAAAACUCAGGCCACAUCUGGUGCCUGGGUUUGUCACCCAUUGUCCUGGUGCCUGGCUUUGUCCCCCUUUCUCCUGGACACAGCAGCAGAUUUUUAAGAUGUUUCUGCUCCGGCUGACCAAGCGGCUCUUUUGUAGGAAAUCAGCGCGGCGGAACGAGCAGGAUUAGAGGGCAAUGGGUGACAACGAGCAGGACUGGCUGGCUCUGAGGCCCCAGGAACCUUCUCCAUCCCAGUGCUGCGGCAGCGGCUGCAAGCCCUGCAUCUACGAUGCGUACGAGAAGGAGCUCGCACAGUGGGAGAGAGCCAAAGCAAUGCAAGACAAAAGCCUUCUCAUGGGAAAAAAGGAGCAGAGCAAUAAUUCAGAGCUGAAUCCAGAUACAUUCACUGCAUUCAGCGUGAGCUCGGUGGAGCAGCUGACAGAGGACACCUACCAGUACAAAUUUGAAUUACCAGGAAAGAGCAGCCUGCCAUUGAGUUUAGGACAACAUAUCGUGUUAAGAGGAGUGGUGAAUGGUUUGGAGAUCCAGAGAGCCUAUACUCCAAUUAGCCCCAGGAAUGCAGAAGGUUACUUUGAAGUUCUAAUUAAAUGCUAUGAAGCUGGGCUAAUGUCACAAUACAUAAAAACGUGGAAAAGAGGAGACGUGGUCUUUUGGCGUGGGCCGUUUGGAGGGUUCCCAUAUCAGCCUAAUAAGCAUGGAGAACUCCUCAUGCUGGCUUCAGGCACCGGCCUUGCACCAAUGAUUCCUAUCCUCCAGUCCAUAACAGAUGAUGAAGAGGAUGAAACCUUUGUAACUCUUGUUGGCUGCUUCCCUACCUUUGACAGAAUUUAUUUAAAACCUCUUCUGCAGGACUUGGCUCGGUACUGGAAUAUCAGAAUAUUUUAUGUCCUAAGCCAGGAAUCUUCACUGGAAAAACUUCCUCAGAGCUACCAGGAAAACACGUACGCUGGUCGUCUCAAUGAAGACUUGAUGAAGACAAUAGUAAAUUCCUGUCGAAGAAAGCCAUUUGUACUAAUUUGUGGCUCUUCUGCAUUCAAUGAAGAUAUGAGUAGAUACUUGAAAGCUGCAGGAAUUGAAGAAAAUUCCUGUUUUGUCUUUUAGCAGUACAUUCCUGACCUGAGGAACCUUAGGCUGAGCCUUGGAUGUCCUUAUUUCUUUGCGGACAUUGCACAAAAUGGGCCUGCUCAGAAGACUGAGCUCCUUGGAGCAACUAUUGGUUGAUCCUCACUCUGGGGUGUUUUAAGGAACAGGUGCAAUUCCAGAGUGGCUGGUACGUGGUGUGCCACCCAUACCUCAGGGACCAGCAUGGCAAUUUUAAUGGAAAUAUUCAAGUGCAAUUUUAGGAGAGAGAUCUCCUAAGGGGGUGCUAGAAAGCAUCCAUGCACACAGCUCUACUGUAAUAUGAAGAUUGGUGACUUGCUUUGCAAUCUGUGUUAUUCUGCAGUGGUUGUGUGUCCUGUUAGGUGUCCAGAGGAGAGAUAAAAUCCUCAGGGGUCCUUGCCAGGACAAGGGGACAGUGGAGUUGGAAUCAUUUUGGUUCUGUCAUGUGCAGGCUGGUGUCAGGCAAGUCCCUUCAACCUCACUGUGCCUCAGUUGCCCAUUGUACAGUAAUACAGAGAAGGUGGCACUAAUGUCUGAGAACAGCCUUUCCAACUAUAUAUGGAAAAAGUAUCCAUAAGGAUGGAAUGACACAUUCUGUCUAGUGAGAACUGAGGCAGGCUGAGCUGCUGUCCUGGCACAGCCUGUGUCACCUACCCUGUGCUUAGCCCUUGAAAUACUACCUGGGGAGACAAAGAACACAUCCUAAAACUGGGAGAGUGUGGCUGGGUUGUGGCUGCUGUCUGUCAGGGAGGAUGGUUGUUUGCUUCCAUGUCCCCUAAGUGUUGUAUCAUAGCCCUGGCUCAUUAAAUUGAACCUCUUUACAAAUAAGCAGCUGUUUGGUGUUGUCACAGGAUUCUCUCAGGUGCUGAGGAGGCUCCCUAAGCAUACAGGAGCACCACCUGAGGAGGGAAAGCUGCAUGGGGUCUGCUGGGGUGCUUCCCUGUGGGACAGGGAGCAGAGCCUCAGGGAUGGCAGCCUGGCACAGCACCCAGCCUGGGCACCUGGUCCUCGUCCUCUUUUUUUCAGUCCAAAAUGCUGCUGCUUUUCCUCUGAGGUAUCUGCUGUCCAUUCUUUUACCUUCUCAGACUGCUGUGUUUAGCAUCUACACCUGGAAAUACAACUUUCCUGCA